Molecule: messenger RNA, 1641 nt
Organism: Thlaspi arvense
Lineage: Eukaryota; Viridiplantae; Streptophyta; Magnoliopsida; Brassicales; Brassicaceae
Source: the annotation of a GenBank genome assembly
CGCACAUUAGCUGGUGAAACAAUGGGUAGUUCAUUUAAUGCUCAGAUAUUAGUUGAGAAGCUUGCUAAGCUCAACAAUUCUCAAGCAAGCAUAGAGACUCUAUCGCAUUGGUGUAUCUUUCACAUGAACAAGGCGAAACAUGUUGUGGAAACAUGGGGCACGCAGUUUCACUGCUCCCCGCGUGAGCAACGAUUGGCCUACUUGUACCUUGCGAAUGAUAUCUUGCAGAACAGUAGGCGGAGAGGCUCAGAGUUUGUAGGUGAGUUCUGGAAAGUACUCCCGGAGGCUCUUCGUGAUGUGAUUGAUAAUGGUGAUGACUUCGCAAGAAAAUCUGCACGUCGAUUGGUUAAUAUAUGGGAAGAAAGGAAGGUUUUUGGAUCUCGUGGACAAAUUCUCAAAGAAGAAGUUCUGGGAAAGCAGCCUGAAAAUGGAACCAGAAACGGAACGCUCGUGCCACUAAAGCUUACUGUUCAACAGAAACUGGCAAGUGGAACCCCGCUGGAGAAAGUAGUGUCUGCUGUUGAAGCUCUUCACGGCGUUCAGGUUGACGAGGAUGUUGUUGUUGGGAAAUGUACCAAUGCUGCUGCUUACCUUGAGAAAGCAGCGCAGGAAAUUGAGAGAGAACUUAGUUCAGGACACACCCCUGGCCCCGCGGUGGUAAAGGAAGUGCAAGGACAACAUGCCAUACUAAGAGACUGCAUCGAGCAGCUAGGGGCAAUGGAGACAUCCAGAACAAGUCUUGUCUCUCAUUUGAGAGAGGCUUUACAGGAACAGGAACUCAAGCUGGAGCAAGUCCGCAACCACCUUCAGACUGCUCGGUCUCAAUCAGACAGAACUGGUGAUCUCUGCAAAAAACUUCUAGACCAUGGUGGUAGUUCACAGCCUCCAGCUACGGAAAAAGAGGAGUCAAAAGAUGCCAUCAAAGUUUUAUCCGCUGCAGCAGCAGCACCACCACAAACCUUCACACACAGUGAUGUGGAACAGUCUGCACCGGUUAUGUUUGCUCCAAACCCACCAACACACAGCGAUGUGGAACAGUCUGCUCCGGUUAUGUUUGCUUCAAACCCACCAACUCAAUCAGCGGUAGACCCAAGAAAAACCGCAGCCGCCGCAGUCGUAGCCAGGCUAACCGCAUCAACCUCCUCAGUCGAGAUGCUCUCGUACGUUCUCUCCUCCUUAGCCUCUGAAGGCAUCAUCGGAAACAACCCACCUGCUGUAACAGAAACUCCAUCAUCCGACGAUUACCCGCCAGAGAAAAGACUCAAGCUUGAAAACCAUGACCAGUCGUAUCUCCAACCGCACCAACAGAACACUGCAACAACAUCUACAGUCACCGCCUCUCCACUACCGCUUCCUCCACCACCACCACCACCGUUCCAGCUUCAAUCUCAGUUCUUGCAGCCGUUACAGCCUCCCGGGCCUGUAAACCACACACCGUUCAACUACACCAUAGCAACCACUGCUGCAACCACGCAGCAACAACAACAACAGCAACAACCACAAGGCUCUUGGGUUCCUGGGCUCGCUGCAAUUCCAACAACCUCUGCACCAUCCGACAGUUCAUACCAGAAUCUUCAGGGACAAGAUGGCUUCUAUGCCAUGAACUCAUCAGUCUCUAUGACACCUGUUACCCGGCAGUAG